Messenger RNA from Naegleria fowleri, 480 nucleotides. RefSeq lists its product as uncharacterized. Gene Ontology annotation, molecular function: calcium ion binding. The coding region runs from base 1 to 480 and encodes 159 amino acids. The record is from RefSeq and is a predicted model, not a curated record. The transcript has a single exon. NCBI's taxonomy places the organism in Eukaryota, Heterolobosea, Eutetramitea, Acrasida, Naegleriidae.
AUGAAGAAAAUAUCAGAGAAAGAGAAGGCGAUCAUUGAGGAAUUGUUCCGAAAAUAUGAUCUUGAUAAUGACGACAAGAUGGAUUUAAAUGAACUGGAUCGUUUGCUGUCCGAUAUGGGAUUCAAUUUUUCAAAGGAAGAAACUGAAGCAAUUCAUUUGUUCUUGGAUAAAGACGGCAGCAAUGCAUUGUGUUUCAAAGAGUUUUAUGAAUGUUGGGAAGCAUUGGCGAGCAAAAAUGGAAUAUUAAGGCCAGAAAAACUGACACUCCUUGUCAGUGCAGCUAAAAUGUUCAAAUCUUUCGAUCAUGACAACGAUUCUAGCCUGUCAGCAGACGAAUUCAAACAUUUUUACGACAUUUUAAGUACCAAAUACAAUGAUUUGGAUUCUUUUGAGGUCACUCUCAAAUCACUCGACAAGGAUGGAAGUCAAACUGUUCGUUUCCAUGAUUUCGUCAUGGUGCUGAACUGGUUCACAGUCUAA